UUCCUAUAUAACACUCUUAUUGUUUUAUACUUAAAAGGAGUUAUUAUGACAACACCGUGUUUAUUGAAUAAUGUAGAAACUACACUACAAACAAAUCUUAAUACCUUAAAUGGUAAGAUUAAAGAAAUAAAAGGUGACUUACAACAAAAUUUAGAAACAUGUUUACAAAAUAUCAGUGAAGCAAUAUAUAAAGUUGAAGAAAAUUUCCUUGGACCAAAGGGUCAAGCAAUCCAAACAACAGACUCUCAAGCUAGUACAGAAACAGCAGAAGGCCAUACGAUUAAAUCACGAGCUGCUCAGCAAAACCCAGAACCAGAACCAGAACCAGAACCAGAACCAGAACCAGAACCAGAACAAAUAGCUCACCCUUUACCUGAUAGCUAUUCUUCUGGAGAAACGCACGACUUCAUUUAAUCUUUAACAUUCCACAAGUAUACAGUAGAAUUUCAGUCAGAUUCUGCUGUAUACAAUGAGGCUAUCUAAAGAUAUGAUCUAA
Cinara cedri is the source of this 496-nucleotide messenger RNA. NCBI's taxonomy places the organism in Eukaryota, Metazoa, Arthropoda, Insecta, Hemiptera, Aphididae. The record is from the annotation of a GenBank genome assembly.